This is a messenger RNA of Cutaneotrichosporon oleaginosum, 1629 nucleotides long. Lineage: Eukaryota; Fungi; Basidiomycota; Tremellomycetes; Trichosporonales; Trichosporonaceae. The record is from RefSeq and is a predicted model, not a curated record.
UCUGCCCCCAAGGAGCGCCCCAAACCUAACACUGCCAACCCACUCUUCGGCAAGGCUCUCGCUGGUGUCAAGGACCGCGCAUCGUCCUCGACUCCCUCUACAGCUGCUGCCUCAGACAAGGCAGACGCAAAGCCUGCUUUAGCAGACCCUCCCCAGCCCGAGGCCGAGGCCAAGAACGACGAAAGCAAGACAGUGAUGGACGACGGUGAGCCACACACACACGCUGACCCACGACGCAAGGAGGCGCUGACCCCAGGUUGGGGCAACCCCACAGAGACGGGCGGCGCUGAUUCGGGCGGCGCGGAGGAGGAUGUGACGGGCCUCAUUUCAAAUGACUUCCAGGUCGAGGUCAAGCUUGCCGACCAGCAGGCAGACCCAAACUCGCCCCUUUACUCGGCCAAGACGUUCGAGGAGCUCCCGCUCCAUCCCGACUUGCUCAAAGGGAUCUACGCAUCCGGGUUCAAGAAGCCCUCCAAGAUCCAGGAGAACGCCCUCCCCCUUCUACUGGCCAACCCGGCCACCAACUUGAUCGGCCAGUCCCAGUCGGGGACUGGCAAGACCGCCGCAUUUUCUUUGAAUAUGCUCUCGCGUGUCGACCCUGCGAUUACAUCGCCCCAGGCCAUCUGCCUUGCCCCAUCUCGCGAACUCGCGCGCCAGAUCAAGGUUGUCAUCGACACUCUGGGUCAGUUCACGUCCAUCAAGACCUUCCUCGCCGUCCCAAAGUCUUGGCGUCGCGGCAUUCGCAUCACCGAUCACAUCCUCGUCGGCACUCCGGGCACGCUCGUCGACAUGCUUGGCUCACGCGUCUUCGACCCAAAAAUGAUUCGUGUCUUUGUUCUUGACGAGGCGGACGAGAUGAUUCAGCUGCAGGGCCUUGGCGAUCAGACCUUCCGCAUCAAAAAGGUGCUGCCGCCUGAGAUUCAGAACGUGCUGUUCUCUGCUACUUUCCCCGAGGAAGUGCAGGAGUUUGCGCAGCUCUUUGCGCCAAACGCGAACCAGAUCUACCUGCGGAAGGAGGAUAUUACUGUUGACGCCAUCACCCAGCUCAAGCUAGAGUGCGAGAACGAGUCGGCCAAGUUUGACGCUCUUUCUGCGCUCUACGACGUUAUGUCCAUCGGACAGAGUAUUGUCUUCUGCAAGCGGAAGGCCUCAGCGGACGAAAUCACCAGCCGCCUCGUCUCGGAGGGUCACUCUGUGGCGUCCCUCCAUGGCGACAAGUUGCACGAUGAGCGUGACAAGGUGCUCGAUGGAUUCCGCGACGGCAAGACGAAGGUGCUCAUCACCACCAACGUUGUUGCGCGCGGGAUCGACAUCCAGCAGGUUAACAUGGUCGUGAACUAUGACGUGCCCGACAUGGGGCCUGAAGGCAACUGGGAGCCGGACAUCGAGACUUAUAUCCAUCGUAUUGGCCGUACGGGUCGUUUUGGCCGCAAAGGGCUUGCGGUGACAUUCAUUCACGACGACCGUUCUCGUAGAGACGUGGAGACGAUUCAGUCGAGACUUGGCAAGCCCAUGAAGCGUAUUCGUGUGGACAAGGACCUCGACGCGCUCGAGCAGGUGCGUGUGCCCUCAGUCUCCGCUAACUAUCAGGCUCUCAAGGCAGCCACCAAGUCGGCUGCGUCGAGUUGA